GUUAAUCGUUCCUAAGGCGUUCCUACUUACAAACUUGUGUUAAAAAUAAAUUCAUAAAAAUCAAUGCAUAAGCAAAAAAAUAUCUAUCCGACUAAACUAUUCUAUAUUCACUCGCACGAGGUACUUAAAUUCCAGUUUUUAUUGGAAUCCUUAGUCAUAUGUUUAGCUAUAGCUGCAUUGUAUACUGAUAAUUUAAUUUAAUUUUAUUACUUCCACUGAACGCAAAACCUAUUAGGUUAUCUUCUCUUGAAGCUAU
Messenger RNA from Spodoptera exigua (beet armyworm), 256 nucleotides. NCBI's taxonomy places the organism in Eukaryota, Metazoa, Arthropoda, Insecta, Lepidoptera, Noctuidae. The record is from the annotation of a GenBank genome assembly.